GGAGCGAGUGAGCUAGGCGGGGCCACGAGUACAAGGGGCGAAGCUUGGAAGCCGGGGGGGUCAACGUUGCAGGUUUCCCCCGCGCCCAGGCCCGUCACGUGCCCUCCCGGAAUAUGGUGGGGGUGGGAGGGUCACGUGUUUCACACGUGGCCCCGGCCCCUCACGCGGCGCUGGCCAGUGGCCGCGGGCGCGUUCCCGGGCCCACGUUCCCAACUGCUCGCGUGUCCGUUAGCGAGCGACUGGGAAAGCCAACGGCCCCGUUCCCCCUGGGCGGGUUCCCGCCUGAUUCCCCUGCCUCCCACCUCCGCUGCCGGGCUCCCCGUGUGGCGGCCCUGGGCGCCAGCGGGCCGAGCGCGGUUCUUGCUGGCGUGGGGCUGUUCGCACCCGCCCUGUCAGGCCUUAGCGCCUUUGGUUGCAGACGAAUCCGGGCCUCGGCUGGUGCCUGCAGCGCGCUGGGCCUCGGGCCGGCCGCUUGCAGCCCUGGCCUGGCCUGAGCCCAAGGCCGCGAGUGGCCGGACUUGGCCGCAGCGCAGCGCGUCUCGCCCUGGCCCUGUGUGGGGCCCCUCUCAGCUGGCACGGACCUGCCCUGCUUUCCAGCUCCCUGACCGCUGUGGGGCCCGCUGCAUUGAUUUUAAUGGGAGCUACUUGGGGGCCUGGAACCGGCCGAGGAGAAAAGACACCAGGCAACAGCCAACUCUUAAAGCAAAAGUUGUUUUCAGCGCAGUAAAUUCCAGAUGUUAAAGGUGACUGGCCCGCCACCUCUUCAGGUGCCAGCAACUGCAGCAGUAUAGUCAAUAGACCAAUAGUCAAGCUGAAGAGGGUGCAGGUGGAGCAGUGAGGUCUAGCACCCAUUUAACUACUGAUGUCACGUCAUGCAUGGAACCCUGCCUAGGAAUAUGGCUCAGAUAAACGUUGAGCGUUAUAUUUAACCAUCCAGAGCAUUACUUCUGUAAAAUUUCCUUUUAAAUAUAUAAAAAGGAUCUAGGGGGAAAAAAAUAAAAACCUAUAGGCUUCUAGGUAACAUGCUAAAUGCCACUUGUCAGGCCUGAUCCAGCACCCACUGAAGUCAAUAGGAACUCCCAUGGACUUUGGAUAUUAGAUUCAUCUCUAGUCAGUACAUUUGAGGCAUUCCACACUUGCAGUACUCCAAUGGACCCCAGAUGAAGAUGUUUAAUCACUUAAGAAUAAGCAGAAAUUCUUAAGACAUGGAACCUGUUGCAAGGAAGAUCUUCAAAGGAGUUUUACUUUUGGAAGUGGCUGGGAUUGCUGGAGCAUAUUUUCUAUUUCACAGAAUGGACACAAAUCAAGAUUUUAGGCAUACAAUGAACAGGAGAUUUCCAUCCAUUCUGGAAGUUUAUUACAAAAGCAAUGAAUGGGCUGGAGUUUAUGGAAUAAAGGAGAAGGACCAACUGAAAUGGCAAAGCAGCAAAAAUUAGAAGCCUUUGUGUUUGAACUGUUUUUUCUUCUUGAUAAUAUUUUUCACAUCUCUGUUGUGGAGCCAAUUAUCACGCUCUGCUUCCCACUUGAGCUGUUUGACACCUACAAGGGAAGAGGAGGAACAUGACAAAUAAGAGGUGGAGGAUAAGUGAUGUAUCCUUUGAAUAAAUAAAUUCAUAGAACAGCAAUAAAAUGUGAACCAUUGGAUUUUUCACCUCAAGACAUUUUUCCAUUAUGCAGAAACUAUUAUAACCUGGAACCUUUUGGACCUGUUGCAAAGGCACAAAUUUUAAAAUUGCUUUCAUUGCAUUUUUCCAUUAUGCAGAAACUAUUAUAACCUGGAACCUUUUGGACCUGUUGCAAAGGCACAAAUUUUAAAAUUGCUUUCAAUAGUUUGCCUUAACACUAUUGUUUAAGUAGAAAUACUCAGUGUCUAGAAUGGGAGAUAUCAAUUUUUUUAUACUAGAGAAAUGAUGCAAAGAAUACAAAGCCUUAAUUAUACUCAACACAACAGGUUUUAUCUGAUUGAUAAAAAACCUACUUUUCAAAGUGGGGUUACACAGAUGUAGAUUUGUGGGGGGGGAAUUGUUUUUGCUCCAUGUACACCAAAGCUGGGGAGUGGUGUGUUUGGCUAAACCUUAGUUACAUCAGCUUUUAUAUCAGAAAAAUUCCCAUUGGGGAGAAAGUUAUAUGCCUCUAGAAGUUUAAAACCAGUUAAGCUAUAUAAUUUAUAAUUAGAUAUUUAAUGAUGCAAGUCAAAAGCUGCAUAUCAUGCUGUGACUAAGAAUACAAUUAAAUCUAGACUAGGGUGAGAGUCCUUAAAAACAAGUACUGUUGUAUUAUACAUCAUGUACCUACAUGAAAUAAAGUUAUACAGGA
This is a messenger RNA of Mauremys mutica (yellowpond turtle), 2316 nucleotides long. It is a transcript of the gene CEBPZOS, whose product is annotated as CEBPZ opposite strand. Bases 1206 to 1436 code for a protein of 76 amino acids. NCBI's taxonomy places the organism in Eukaryota, Metazoa, Chordata, Testudines, Geoemydidae. The record is from RefSeq and is a predicted model, not a curated record. The transcript has 5 exons.